AUGGAUAACGGCUCUUACGCACGCGUGUUUUUAUUCACGCUAGAGAACGGCAUGCAAGUUAUUGCCCGCAUUAUCCUCCCUGUUCGUGAAUCGGUGAAAACAGAGGCCGAGGUGGCGGCGAUGGAGCUGGUACGAGCGCGCACAUCUAUCCCUGUUCCAAAGGUUUACCUUUAUUGCAGCACACCGGAAAACCCUGUGAGAGCCGAGUGGAUUCUCAUGGAAUACAUGCCGGGUCUUUGUCUGGCCGAUGGUUUUGAACAACUCACAUAUGAACAAAAGCGCCGUACUGCUACCGAUCUGGCGAAGAUCAUGUUUUCUUUGUUUAACAUCACCUCGGCCGAGUGUGGCAGUAUCUCUCCGUACUCUGGAGACAGGAGCGAUGAAAGCCUCUGCCACAACUCCCUUCGCUAUCCGCUCUUUACCCCACUCUUUUCCCCGAGGCUCACUCCUACUACCCUCAAAGGGCAAUCUGUCAUGGUCGGUCCCAUCAAUGACAUAACCUUUCUCGACUACCCCCGCCAGGUCGAUCCCCAGCGGUGUGGACCCUUCAACUCCGAACGCAGUGUUAUGGAAGCCUUCGCCUUCCUGGGCACGCCUCCAACACGGCCCGGUGGGAAACUCAGCUGUUGGGUGUUCGAAAAGACCCUCGAAGUCUACGACGUUGUCAAACAAUUUUACAACAAUUCCCAACAGUCAGAGGUGUCUUCCUCCAACCACGACCGGUUCCACUUUGCGCACGGCGAUCUGAGCAGCUUCAAUAUCCUCAUUGAUCCUUCCACCGGCGCAGUCACAGGUAUCAUUGACUGGGAGAUGGCAGGGUUCCGCCCAGCCUGGCUGGCUGCCGUCGGUGGCGGGUGGUUCGAUGACGACUCUGAGCGUUUCCUCAUGUCCGAUUUCCAAAACUCGCGUGGGAACCAUGCCGAUGAGACGCCAGCCGACGCUGUGCUUCGCGCACACUUCCGGCUCCGCUUGGCAACAUUGGACGCGCAGCUCUUUCGCCACCACCUGCAGGGAAUAGAGCUCAGAGCGCUCCUCUACGCGUGCUGCAAUGAGUUCGAUGGGAACACUGAGAUGUGGUUGGAGAAAUAUAAGGAUCAAGAGUGGGUGGUGGCGAGGAGGGGGGAUUUUCCGUUUGAUUUUAUAGAGUGGCUUCACGAGCGGUUCGACCUGGAGGAUAGGUGUGUAUUUCCCACAGCUUUCAGCUCCUUUCUCACAAGUAAGGGAAACUGUGUGGCCCAAUAG
Laccaria bicolor S238N-H82 is the source of this 1242-nucleotide messenger RNA. RefSeq lists its product as uncharacterized. The transcript has 2 exons. NCBI's taxonomy places the organism in Eukaryota, Fungi, Basidiomycota, Agaricomycetes, Agaricales, Hydnangiaceae. The record is from RefSeq and is a predicted model, not a curated record. Bases 1 to 1242 code for a protein of 413 amino acids.